Molecule: messenger RNA, 3090 nt
Organism: Suillus subaureus
Lineage: Eukaryota; Fungi; Basidiomycota; Agaricomycetes; Boletales; Suillaceae
Exons: 6
Coding region: 1-3090 (1029 amino acids)
Source: RefSeq, a predicted model, not a curated record
AUGUCACGACUGCAGCCCAGCACGUCUUCCGAUUCUCCUCUAAGCGCAUCUGCGCAUGGGGAUUCCCCAAACAGAGGCUACGUCUCUGAACGCCCGUCUUCUUCUACUCAUCCGAGAAUAUCAGAAGGUUCAGAGGGUUAUCCCUCAUGGCUCCCAAGGAGGCCUCCGCCGCCUGCACCAGCAUCAACUUUCCACUCCUCCGUUGGAAUGUUCGAGCCUCCUCCACCCGAGACGUUCUCGGGUGGUCGAAAGGCUACACCACGUUCCGUACGUGUUGUGAGCCUCCAGGACAAUGCGCAGGCUAGCGCUAAUCCGUAUAAUCGCCGGGAUAUUACAGACCAGACUCCACAGAGCAACCCUCUACGUCCUCGAGUCUGGUCGCGUGCUACGACUACUGGUUUGAGCGAAACUCUAGUGCUACCAACAGUUAAAACACAGGAGCACUCUCAACCACCCAAGUUUCGGUCAUCUGGUCUUCACCCGGAACUGCUUCGGAACCCUUCUGCCCUAACUCGUCUUUACUUUUACUUGCUUCCUUUCAUGACUUUUUACCACAUUCCUGUGCAAACAUUCUUCGACUUCAACGCUGUAUUUAUAAUCUUGCAGAUCGCCAGGUUUCCUAAUCCCUCCGCACCAGGCGUGCCAGGUUCGGGCAAGAAUUGGGAGCUCGGUGCUGCAGCGUACAUAGCUUGUUGGCUGGCUUGGAUUACUACGGUUUUUGUUCUAUAUGAACUUGUCUACUCCUUCUGGCGCCGAUGGCGUGCUAAGCGACCACUCAUCACGCCAUUAUAUCUUUCUUCAGCUGCUUUCAACCUCGCUUCCAUGACGUCAUACACGAACUUCUGCUUCAUGCAGUACAUCCGCUUCUCGGCUUUCUUCGGCGAAAAUGGUAGUCUUCGUGAUGGCAUUGCGGAAACGUUCUGGUUUUACUCACAGAACCUGCCCACUGUUGCGCUUCUACUACCUCGAGCGGGACUCUCCCUAGCUUUACUGCUCACAUUUACAUCCGCUUCUCCUGAUUAUGUUGCUAUGCUCGAAGCUGGCUUCAAUCGUCGCGAUGGAACUUAUUUUAGUGCAUCUGAUGGCACACUAACGGCUUACGCCCGUGGCGUUCUUAUUGCCAAUGCCGCUUGGACGGCGUGGCGUGUCCUUGUGCUACUCCUCAGCUGGAUUGGUCUGUGGAUUCUUAGCGGCCAUGGCUGUGCCGGACUCUGUGGGCCGCGUUUCAGAUGGGAGGAAGAAGAUCACGAAAAGUCAGUGUCCAACUACAACAGCGAUGGUGCCUCUGAAGCGGAUGCUCUCCCGUGGAGCUGGAGAAUUUGUACGCGUCUACGUAUCCAAGAAGCCUAUGAUUUUUGCUUGACGGUGAAGCCUCCUGCACGGUGGUCUGGUGCCGAAAAGAAGGAGGAAUCAGGACCACUAGGCUUGGAAACCUCCCCACCGUUUGAAGUCGAGCAGGUGCUUGCGGCUGUCGGUUUACCUUCUGUGCCACCACUAGCAAGGCGCGGUGCGCUUUCAGAUGAUCUUUUUGCCUAUCCAAGAGAGGAGUCUGGUGAGGCGCCAGCGCCUCCACCGGAGCUGUCUGAGAUCAUCCCCAAAGUUGUAAAGAGAUCAUCGAAGGACAAGGAGAUGACCGGUCCUUCUGCACCCCUGCUCAAGCUUCCGUAUCCGUUCGCUGGGUAUGGUGCCCAAGUAUCGUCUAAAGAUCAAAUUCCCUUCCCGCCUUCCCCUGGUUCCAGGAAGGAAAAACGUAGAUCACCACCCACCAGUGGCUCGGAACGUCCAGCACAAGAUGAUGAAGAGGAUGAUCAUAAUGAUGAAGAAGAGGACGAAGCUCCGCCACGCACCUCCGGUUCGAUGUCCAGUCUUGGACAGCCGGUAUCAUCUCGUUACCCAUUCCAACUUCGCCGUCCUACCCGUGGAGGUUCAGUUUCUUCAGCGGCUGGUACACACUCAACUCCUAGGACACAUCCAUCGACGAAUACCCGCUCAACGGAGUCGCGAACAUCAAAUUCUACACAAUCCACCGGCAAUCGUGAUACCUCAUCUGAGUCUCCCAGUUCGCACGGCAUGAGCUCGGGCUUGUCCAGUCCUAGUUCUGGAUAUGGUAGCCCGAUACCUAUGCCCCCUCGUCACCCCCAACCAGGUCGUGGUCGCGCUCGUGCAGGAACUGUUCCAGUGUUAUCAUCUCCCUCGAUCGUGUACACUACUCCUACCAGAAGUCGUGUCGACAGCGACCAUACGGAGACUUUUGGUGGGGGCGGUUAUGAGUCCUUCCUUAGUGAGGAGGUUGACGAUGAUGAUGAAGCAGAGGAUGAUGGUGAUGAGGAAGAGGAAGAGGCAGAAGACCAGGAUGAUGAGCCUCAGAUGAUGGAGCAGCCUGUGCCUGAAGGACCCAUGAAGCCGCGGAGGGCGAGGAUAGUGUUGGUCUCCUCGGAGUUGGUCCUCGCAGCCCGAAAUCUUCGAUGGUCAGCAGCCGUCGUCGUCGUGGUCAUCGCUCAGAUUCUGGACGUUCACAAUCUGGACGUUCUCGAUCUGGCUCUCGAUCUGGUUCGUCGAGUUCCCGUGCUGGUUCAGCUUAUCGGAGCCGCCUCACGAUCAUCGUUGGAUCUUGUCCAGUCCAUGCGCUCUCGUGCAAAUUCGUCUAUGGCUCGUCUUGAGGAGGACAUGGCGUUCUCAUCCGACUCUCGCUCACGUAGCGGGUCAGAGGGAGUUCACAGCAGCAACGAGAAUUAUACUUUCGGGGUGAAGCCACCUGUGGGACAAAGCUCCGGGUCUCGUCUGAGGGAGGCUUCCUCGAACCCCUCUAUCUACACCCCCUCUAUUUCUGCACCUUCGGAGGCCACUACCUCUCAUCUUACUGCUCGUCCUACUUCCCGCGAGCGAGAGGUCGAGCGAUUAGAUAUCCCCAGGCGGCCGUAUGGGGGGCAAAGCGAUGAUAGCCGACCCGACAUCAGUACCGCGGCUCAAUCGUUCAUAACAGCGCCUGCUACAAUGGGAGGCACUUCAGUGUCUAGUGAACCCCCGGCAAGCUGGCAAGAAGUGUUGCACAUGGUUGACAGACCAGGCACUGAGUGGAGACCUGCAUGA